UUGCCAAGCGAUUUGAGUCAACUGAAACUCAGUUCAAAAUGGGGGGAUCAGCCUUCAGCUCCGGGAAAAGAGACCAACCCAGGCCCAAAACGGAGCCUAAUUUGACCUCAAAGAAAAUUCCAAAGAGUGUGCCGAUAUCCAAACAGCUUUCCUCCAUUAAAGCACUGGCCAGAGGCACUGACCUGGAGAAGGCCAUGGCGACAGCACUGCUGGUCUUUUAUAACUCUGCGGGACCAGAUGGCAGAGUCAGUAAAGGGGAUGUGAGAGAACUCUUAGUGACACAGUUUCAGACUUUCAUGCAGGGACAAGAGUCAAAGCCCAAAUACAAAGAGACCAUGGCAGACCUGAGGAAAGACGAGGACAAAAGAAUAGCAGUGGAAGACUUCAUGCUUUUCCUUCUCGGCCUGACAGUCUCUUCAGACCUCCUGACAGAAAUUCAGGGAGCAGGAAUGCAGUAAGGGGACCUCAGUACUCAUUGGUGCAUCUGAUGGCUAACCUAGGAUGGGAGACAACAUUAUCUUCCGUAUUUCACAAAGGAUAAACCCAGCUCCCACUGAAGGCCCCCUUUACCACUCCAGUACAAAGGUUGGUUCAUAGAGAUUCUGGCAGAUCAUUAUAAUUAAGCCAUAGACACAUUUAGAAAAGACUGUGGUAGAAAUAAAUAAAUAUUGAAAGACAACUCAACUUGUUUUAUUUAUUCAGUUCAUGAGAGAGGUUCAGUCAUGAAAAUAUUUACUUUUAUCUUAUUCAAUCCACAGGAAAAUAACUCAUAGUCAAAUAACUCUAGCUUUGCAGAUGCAUUACACCCACACUGUGUCA
Molecule: messenger RNA, 819 nt
Organism: Anguilla rostrata (American eel)
Lineage: Eukaryota; Metazoa; Chordata; Actinopteri; Anguilliformes; Anguillidae
Product: sentan-like
Exons: 4
Coding region: 39-458 (139 amino acids)
Molecular function (GO): transition metal ion binding
Source: RefSeq, a predicted model, not a curated record